Messenger RNA from Scophthalmus maximus (turbot), 4642 nucleotides. RefSeq names its product LIM domain only protein 7-like. Gene Ontology annotation, molecular function: protein binding. The record is from RefSeq and is a predicted model, not a curated record. The coding region runs from base 270 to 4136 and encodes 1288 amino acids. Gene Ontology annotation, biological process: regulation of signaling; regulation of cell adhesion. Lineage: Eukaryota; Metazoa; Chordata; Actinopteri; Pleuronectiformes; Scophthalmidae. The transcript has 30 exons.
UCCAAAAAAAACUUUGCCCGUAGUUGUGAAGUGGGCGGAAACUUUUUUCUGUCCACUUUACCCAAUGAGCGGAGGUCGUCAGAGAUGCAAAGUGAGCUGCGGACCAGACCAGUGAUCAACUGGAUGUGGUCAAUUAGUGCAGUGAACCCUCAGGAGUCUCCCCUCAUGUGUGCUGCUGCAGGAGUUGGGGGUUAUUUGAGCUCGGCUUCCAUCGAUCCAUUCGAUCCACUACCUGUCCCCUGCCCCUCGUGUCCCGUCCCGUGGAGUCGAUGGAGUUGAUGGAGUGGCGCCAGCAGACCAGCGUCAGCUGUGCGGACGCGUUCGUCGAGGCUCAGCGCUGGAUUCAGGAGGCGACUGGAAAAUUGUUUGGUUGCAAUGACUUCCGCACUGCCUUGGAGAAUGGAGUCCUGCUUUGCGAUCUGAUCAACAAGUUGAAACCUGGCAUCAUUAGGCGAGUAAACAGGCUUUCCACACCCAUCGCUGGCCUGGACAAUGUGACCGUUUUCCUGAAAGCCUGUGGGGAACUGGGACUGAAUGAGUCGCAGCUGUUUCACCCAGGAGACCUGCAAGACCUGUCCACUCGCGUGACACUCAGGCGAGACGAAAGCAACAGAAGACUCAAAAAUGUUCUGAUCACCAUCUACUGGUUGGGCCGCAAAGCUCACCUUGACGCAUUCUACAGUGGCCCUCCGCUGAACUUCAAGGCCUUUGAAGGACUGUUGGGGUUGGCCUUGUCCAAGGCCCUAGAUGAUGGCACCAAUGCAUUUGUGAAAGACGGCGAGUACAGAGAGUGCUGGUACCCGGAGAGGGAGGAACGUCAGCGUACGAGCUAUAGGGGAGAGAACUCUGUGGACAGUGUUGACUCUCUGGACUCCCGAGCCCUUCGCCCAAACAGUGAAGGUUGUGGAAGUGACACAGAAGCGGAGCAGGUCUUCAGGAUGGAGGCCUCAGUUCAUCAAAACAAAGGCUACAUCCCACCACCACUGCUCCGAAGAAAACCAGGACGAGAUGAGAAUGGAAGGGUCUGCACCGGUCCACUCACAAGAAAAUAUGUAAACCAGGUCAGGCCUGAGACACCGGUUCAGGUCAACCCUGGCUGGAUUUGGAGUAAAUCACUCAGCGACAUCCCGAUGGUCUACCCUGUGCGUAAAUUUCCUAAGGAGAAUACCGUUCGCAAUGUGGGCCAGGACGCGAACACGGCAAGGGAUUGUAGCGAAGAAAACUCAGAGAGGAGCAGCGCCGCUGCCAAGGACAGUGAGGCUCAGUGGCAGGAUGACUUGACAAAGUGGAAGAAUCGUCGCCAGAGCUUCAAGACUGACAGCCGCAGGAAGUCGCUGGACAGAGAGCACGUCAUCAACCAGAUGACCAAUGGGGCUGUGGACAACUUUGGGAAGAGUGGCGCACAAGUCAGGGCAAUGCUAAAAAGAGACCAGCACACACCACGCAGGAAUACCCCCGCCCCCCGUCCUAACCCCACCCCUCCUCCAUCAAAAUCAUCCAGCUCUGAUCUCCGGCCACGUACUCGAGUUGUGUUGGCCCGCAGCUACGCCACUGAAGCACGUUUCAACCCCAAGGCUACACUUAUCCCCCAUAACUCAACCCAGACUCGGGGAUCAUCGGUUGGGGCCAUGCCUGCCUCUGAUGGGAACAUCUUGGGAGAGGAGACCCACUUUUCCUCCUUGGCUUCAGAUGGAGCAGCAGUUACCACACCUUCUCUGGAAUGCCCUUUCAGCUCUCAGACUCAAGUCAAAGCUCAGUGCGGACCAGAUCCUUUCAUGCCCACAUCUGAAGUGGCCCAACCAGAAAAAAUCUUCAAAAAACAAAUCUCCACCCUGGUCACAACCCUGCAGCCAAAGGAGACCACGAAACCAACCAUCACCAAGCACCUCACUGCAUCUGCGUUGAGUCACACGGAACUUCCAUUCUGCGUUGAUGCAAAAGCUCCAACUUUUCCUGUUGAUGCGAUUGAUCAGAUGCCCAAGAAAGGGAGCAACAAAACCUCUUGGGAACCAGCUCUUGAGCACGAUAGAGGUCCGCAGGCUGUAGUUGUCUACAAGUACUUGUCUAGAACUGCGUCGUGGUCCGGCUCGGCCAGCCUUCCGCGUGGGUACCGGCGGUCCGAGGGCUCGUCCCGUCUUUCUUCUGCAAUCACCGCUAGACCCUAUGGGACCAAACAGUCGAGGGUGUCGUCCCUGCCGAGACUGUGCAGUGUAGAUGACGACCAUGGUUUGCUGUUGAACAGAGAGAAAGACACAAUUCUUUCUCCACCCGCCAAAUCUUCGCUCAAAAGACAGACGGCGGCGAGCCACCUGAGGGGUCAGUACGAGGCGUCACUCAGACAGAAGAAAGCCAACCAGGCAAAGCAGAAUGGUACAGAGCAGGCGGAGGUGGGGAAAGGGCCCCGUCUCUCCAGCCAGACCUCCUUCAAGACCAACGGCUAUCACCAUAAGCCCUACACCCAAACCCAGAUACUACAAAAACCUUAUUCAAAACCACAGCCCCACCGCGACAAAAGCUUGACUCUGCCCUCUGCAAAGCUGGAUCACAGUAACAUGAGAGUGAGCCUCACCCUUAAACCCAACAGUAUACCAGACUUCGGUUUCCAGACUCACUGGGACUCGACCGGGGCGAGAGUAAAAUUCACUGAACCCGGCAGUCCAGCAGAGCUCUGCCAGCUGUGUGUGGAUGAUGAGAUUGUGGCUGUUGAUGGAGUGGCGGUGGCACACAUGAACUACAACCAGUGGAAGGAUAAAAUGACAUCUGCCCUGCAAACUGGCAGUCUGACCAUGGACAUUAGACGCUAUGGCAACACGGAUUGGAGCUCCAGCGAGGGGAGUCAUCGCAACCAGCCAGGCCAGAGCAGAGUGACCCUCAAUCUGACUGCCUCUGCACCCGUUCUGAUAGGUUGUCCUGAUCACCAUGCCAACAGCACCACCUCUACAGAAACCACAGCCCCUGUAGCAUUGAAAUUCAAUGGGCAGACAGACAAUGUCGUUCACAGUAAAGUCAUGGAUCGAGGGCUUGCUGACAGCCACAGGACAGCCACAAGUAAAGACUAUGAUAGAAUUAUUAGAAAAAAUCAGAAAAGGAGGGCCGAGUUUUUCAAACAGAAAGGAGGUUCAGAAUCUGCGAUAUCUGAUCUGCAUGUGCCGUCCCUCAGCCCCUCCUCAUCCAGCUGGUCGUGGGACCACGAGGGGGAUCGGCGACGUCAGGAGAAGUGGCAGGAAGAGCAGGAGCGCCUCCUACAGGAGCAAUACCAGCGGGACCAGGAGAGGCUGGAGGCGGAGUGGCAGAGGGCUCAACAGGAUGCAGACGGAGACUUGUGCAGGAAGUCGGGGAACCCCUUUCAGAUGACCAAUGGUGGCGAGGGCCCUGCCAGCACGCAGCUCCAUGUGUAUGCGUUGACAAACAAAACCAGGGAAGAGGAGCAGAGCCCCGACGGAGAUGAGCUGAAAGAAGCAGGAUCGGAAUCUCAAGGUGACGCACAAGGAGCGAAGAGCGACGUCGCCGAGCAAGACUGGGCUGUGGAAUCCUGUGGCUUUGCUCAGCUGUCUCCUGCACACAGGGCGAAGUCCUUGUCUACCCCAGCGUUAGCUGGCUGCCACAAAAGGACAAAGGGUGAUCAGAGGAAAAGAAAAGGACAGUCGCUCUCUAAGACUGAGCAUCAGAGGCAGCAGAUUUUGGAGGAGAUGAAAAAAAGGACCCUCCUACUGACCGACAACAGCUGGAUACGCCAGCGCAGCAGCAGCUUUUACAAGGAGCCGGUCUAUGUCGGCGUUCCUGUGAAAAGGUACGAGUCCCUGGACGACCUGGAUGCUCUGCGUCAGUCCCCAGUCUCGGCCUCCACGUGGGGUUACCCUCGUCCACACUCGGCGGCUGCGGGUUACUACGCUCCGAGCAGGAACGCCUCCUCCCGCUACAGCACUGGAGCCAUUUUAUCCCGGAGAAACGCAUCCAUGGACCCUCCUCAUCAUGGCAGUGUGUGGGCUGCCACCGACAUUUCUGAGGAACUGAAACUGGAGUCGAAGUUCGUCUCUGAAAGGGGAAGGCCUACUGUGAGCUCUGCCAUUUCCAAGUCAAGUAUGCUGGUGGCUCCUCCAUGUGGCCGACGUGCCGUGUUCCAGAUUACAGACUAAGCAGCUGAAUAAAACUAUGGAAAUUGCCCACGCAGCCAAGCUAUGACCUUUGACCUACAGUAAGACUUGGUCAAAAUGAAAACUCUGAUGUCUGUGCUAUAAAAUCAAUUAAAUCUGUGAAUCCACAAUUAUAUGUUAAUUUUAAUUAAAUGUGCUACUCUCUGUCCCUUUUCAUGCUAAUUUAUUUCCAAGAGAAUUUAGAUUAAUAUAUGAAAUAAAGUAGUAAUGAGAAAUAUUAGUGUUUGGUUACUGCUUUUAUUAUAAUGUUAGUGUCGUUCUUUAUAUCUUUGUGCUUUCUUUGCCUAAUUGUGCAUUACAUAUUUCAGAUAUGUCUUGGUAAUGUAACCCAUCUACUGUGGCACAUUUCUAACUUUUACUGAAGCACCGUGUUCUGUCAAAAUCUCACCAAGUGCACUAUGGGAUAAAUCAGUGGUAUCAAUGGUGUAGUAGUGUAAAUGGGCAUCUUAACUGAAAUGUUUUUGGUAAAUAAAGUGCACUGAACAUUA